UGAGGUCUGUGCAGGCAAUACUGACGACCAGUCGAGUCUAAAGUCAGCGGGGGAUAAGCUCCAGCUUGUCAGGAUACAUGCAUCACUUGCUCCACGGAACAACGGAAUACCACGUUGCUCUUCUUCUGAAUACAUGUGCGCAAAAAAAGUUGUGCAUGUCAAGUUGAGUACCAACAAAGACACACUCCUUAGUAUGGACACUGACAAGAACAAACCAGUAAGAGAAAGAAAAAGACACCUAAAGUUUCGACUGGAAUGCAGAUCAUGUCAAGCAUCCAGCACUGAAGGGCUUUGUUUUGAAGAAUUGUCCCAGUGGUCACACUCCCUGGAGAGACUUAUAUCAUCAAAAUAUGGAAUAAAGAUAUUCCAGGCUUUCCUGAAGUCUGAGUUCAGUGACGAAAACAUGGAGUUUUGGCUUGUGUGCGAGGAAUACAAGAAAAUCCGAACUCACUUCAGGAUGACAUCCAAAGCAAAGAAAAUCUUCAAACAUUACAUUCAGGCCCAGGCACCAAGAGAGAUUAAUAUUGAUCACAAGACCAGGGAGCAGAUCAGACACAGCCUUAAGGCAGGUUGCACAGGGUGCUUUGAUGAGGCCCAGAGGAUCGUCUACGGGCUUAUGGAGAGGGAUUCUUACCCCCGCUUCCUGAAGUCAGACAUAUACCGGACUUUUCUGGAAUCUGUAUCCAAAUCCGUGACAAUGUAAGGACCUUGUCUUUGGCCGUAGACUUUGAGCCUAAAUGCCUGUCUUCCUGAUGGAAGCUGAGCGUCGGUACAAUGGAGUAUGAGGCAAAAACCUGCAUACAUGGGUCCAUGAACUCAUCUUUGUAGUUUGGACCGGAACAUAAGUAUGACUGGUGUGGUAAGGCAUAUUGAAAGUACUGGUUUGGAACCAGAUGGGGUGAUAUACAUAAAUGUGUUGUCAGUCAAAUCAAAGACUAGAAGAUUACACAUAAACACACCAGGUACUGCACAUUCCCAACACUUUAAACCAAAGAUGCAAGUCUAUGUUACCGCCUUGAUUGUACUUCACUGGUAUGUAUACUUAUCUUUCACCUUCCAACAUAAAGAGAAGCAUCAUGUGAAUAAUUUAGUGUUUGGAAAGACAUCUUUCAUUUUUCAUUUGCAAGCAAUAUUGGGAGUAACACCGUUAUUGUUACUAAUGCUGUUGUUGUUUUCCAGUUGUAUGUAAUCAAAUUAAUUACUAUUUCAAACGUUGCAACACUGCCAGAUGUGGCAACACUGUACAGUGGAACCUUGGUUAGCAUCAUUAAACUGUUCCAUAACCAAAACAAACUGUAACCAAAUCCAUUUUUUUCCUACAAAAAUUCCACGAAGCCAAAACAGUUAGUUUUUGUUUUACAAUAUUUGUCCAAUAUUUUUCUUGCAAUAUUUGAUGAGUUGGGACCGGCCAUGUUGUUUGGUCUAGAGGCAGUGCCACUGAGGAAAAGACAGGAAACGAAACUGGAGGUAGCAGAGAUGAAGAUGCUGAGGUUCACAUUGGGAGUGACCAGGAUGGAUAGGAUCAGGAACAAGUACAUCAGAGGGACAUUACAUGUUAGAGGCCUUGGAGAUAAAGUCAGAGAGGCCAGACUGAGAUGGUUGGGACAUGUCCAGAGGAGAGAUAGUGAAUAUAUUGGUAUAUUAUUGGAGGCGACUGAUUUGCUGUGGCGACAGAGAAAGAAGAAAGAAGAUUUGAUGAGUCGGUCCUAAUCACCCACUCAGGGUAGAUUCUGUCUUUUAUUGAAUCCCAUCAGCUUGUAUAAGCUGUCCUAAUUAAAAUAAGUCGGUGGCAAAUGUGUAUUUUUUAAAAUGGCAAUAAAGCUUUUACUCU
Messenger RNA from Doryrhamphus excisus (bluestripe pipefish), 1831 nucleotides. The record is from RefSeq and is a predicted model, not a curated record. Lineage: Eukaryota; Metazoa; Chordata; Actinopteri; Syngnathiformes; Syngnathidae.